AUGGACAUAAUUUACCAAUAUGGGAAAAUACGCAGCAAUUACGGUCGUCAGCCAAUGUUUUGUGAGUUUGGUCCAGAGCUGUGCGACACUAUCCCCGUAAAUGUCCUCGAACACAAACAGUACAUCUUGAGAAACCCGGUGCACAGUGCUGUACAGCAUGGGCCUAUAUUCUCACAGCAAGAGAUCAAUACCAUUCGGGCCGAGUACACAACCACUGGUAUUAACCACGCCGAGGGUGGCUGGCCAAAAGACGUUAUCGUCACCGACCCGGAGUCCACUCAGAGAUAUCGCCGCAAGACGGAGAAGGACGAUGGCUACAUACAUUGCGUGAUGUCAACCGCUCCGGCACUUGAAGGUCUCAUUUUGCAAAACAAUGCAAUCGAUAUGUACCAAAUAUAUUAUAACGAAAUGCCAAGAUUACCCGAUGUGGAACGUAUGAGUUGUCGUACAGUGAACGUGUAUCGCGAUGGAGGCGACGCACCGUCAGCGCCCCAUAGACCGGUUUCUUCUAUUUGUUGGCGGCCGGACGGUAACAUAUUCGCCGUUACAUAUCUCGACAUGGAUAUCAACCGAAAUGUGCGUGCGCCUAUUAACGCAUCCAUUUGGGACAUUGAAAAUGCCAAUGCACCAAUAGCGGUACUGACGCCAGACAAUGCCUUGUUGGAUUUACAGUUUAAUCCGCGCCACUCUGAUAUAAUCGCUGGCGGAAUGCUGAGCGGACAGGUGGCAGUAUGGGAUCGCCGCACAGCCAGUCCGGCCGCAAGCAUUACGUGCCCACCGCACGUGGCGCACCGCGACUACGUGCGCCACGUGCGCUUCAUCAACGCAAAGACUGGGAUGGAGUUUUUCUCAGGUGGACCCGACGGUGCUUGCAAGUGGUGGGAUAUCCGCAAUAUGAGCGAAUAUACUGAUCAGAUGAUCAUCCAAGUGUGUUCGUCCUCUAAUGAACAACCAACCAUGGCAAAAGCCUUGGGGAUAAGCUGUUUAGAGUUCGAGCCGACUAUCCCUACGCGCUUUAUGGUUGGCACGGAGAACGGAAUAGUUGCGUCUGGGAACAGAAAAGGAAAAACUUCAACAGAAAAGAUCCCUUUCCAGUAUGAAACUCACUUGGGUCCAGUGAGGACAUUAGAGCGAAACCCAGGGUUCUUGAAGAAUUUCCUGACUGUAGGCGACUGGACGGCGCGCGUCUGGAGCGAAGAGUGUCGUGAGUCAGCUGUUAUAUGGUCGCCACCGCAUCGCCAUAAAAUUACACACGGUGCGUGGAGCCCCACCAGGUUAUCGCUCAUAAUGCUGGUGCAGGCCAACGGUGUGUUAGCGCUGUGGGACAUACUGCGGCGCCAGUAUGAGCCCGUUCUCACCGUGCAGGUGUGCGAGGAGCCGCUGGUGCAGAUAAAGCCGCACGAUUUGGGGUCGUUGAUAGCUUGCGGCAGCGUUAAAGGCAAUAUUUACAUGAUGGAAGUGUCGAACAGCCUCGCCCAAUCGGCGAGACACGACAAGGGGCUGAUGACAGCGAUGUUUGAACGCGAAGCCAAACGCGAGAAGAUCCUUGAGGCUAGGCUGCGUGAAAUCCGCCUCAAGUUGCGCACUGGAGAGGAGGGGGAACCUCUGGUGGCAGUGACCUCCUUGCUGGACACUACCAUUGGCGACAAAGACCUGCACGAGGCGACAGCUGAAUACUUCACAAUAGCCAAAAAAGAGAUAGCCUCCAUGUAA
This is a messenger RNA of Arctia plantaginis, 1713 nucleotides long. Lineage: Eukaryota; Metazoa; Arthropoda; Insecta; Lepidoptera; Erebidae. The record is from the annotation of a GenBank genome assembly.